Rotaria sp. Silwood2 is the source of this 394-nucleotide messenger RNA. The record is from the annotation of a GenBank genome assembly. NCBI's taxonomy places the organism in Eukaryota, Metazoa, Rotifera, Eurotatoria, Philodinida, Philodinidae.
AUGGAUUGUAUUUUUAAUGCACGAACAAGUCGCUAUCUACCAAAAACAUUAGCUUCAACAAGUGAAAAUUAUGAAACAGAACAUUUUCAUUAUAAUUAUUCAACAAAUUCACUUGAUUGUAAACUUUUAACAAUAAAUCCAUAUCGUUCGUAUUUUCAACAAAUUUAUCCAAUAAUAAUAAAUGAACAUGAAUUAAAUAAUGAUAUGUUAAAUAUUAUUAAAUCUUAUACAGAUAGUCGUUCAAAUGAAUGUUAUAUGAAAACAAAUUUAAAUUUACUUAGUGCAAAUUUUGAUGAUAUUGAUUGGUUAUAUGUUAAUAAACUUCGUUCAUUAAUUCGAGGUUUAAAUCAAUCAAAUAUAAAACCUAUUUAUUAUCGUGGUUUAACAUUAAGUG